Messenger RNA from Aspergillus caelatus, 2277 nucleotides. RefSeq lists its product as uncharacterized. The coding region runs from base 1 to 2277 and encodes 758 amino acids. NCBI's taxonomy places the organism in Eukaryota, Fungi, Ascomycota, Eurotiomycetes, Eurotiales, Aspergillaceae. The transcript is spliced from 2 exons. The record is from RefSeq and is a predicted model, not a curated record.
AUGGACAGUCAAGGUUAUUCCUUGGUCACCUCGAUCAACAAUGGAAGCAGAAGCCCCGUGGAACAGGAGCGGGCGCCCCCAGAGCCACCAGCAGCACCGGUCGAUAACAUGGAGAACCAAGAUACAGUUGGGUCAGUUCAACUACGUCGUUCAUUCUGGAUUUUAAUUAUCGCUAGCCUUUACGCAGUCCUGGUUCUAUCUUCAUGGAUACUCACUUGUAUCCUAUCAGUUCGACCUUUAACAACCGCGUCUUAUUCAUUCGACGACUAUUUUAUUCCUGCAUUUUCCCAAGACACCCCUCAUGAUAGCAUUGACUCUUCUGCUUUUGUGACAAAUGAAAAGUGGUACAGAGCGGCGCGGGUCAUGCAAACCAUUGGGACCGUAUUAACUAUCCCCAUCACGUCGGCAGUCUGCUCGAACGCAGCCGUCGUGUUUAUUCAGCGCUGUGGCAAAUCUAGCAAGAUGACUCUACGCAUGCUUUUGGCCCUUGCGGAUAAAGGCUGGACCAAUACCGAUUUGUACAUUCAGCUCUUCAAAGGCCCGGUUAGUUGCUGGAACCGAUAUUUCACCUCGUUUCUUCUGGUAGCCAUCGCUCUUCAUGUCCUUGGGGCACUGAUAGCACCCCUUCAAAGCUUGCUUCUAUCUCCAAAGACGAUCAAGGUUCCAAACAGUCCAAAAGCCAUAAGUGUAGCUCACCUUUUUCAAGGGCAGACCGCUGAUUCUACUGGCAUAACACUGAGCAUGCUUUCUAGCGCUGCUCUUACUGCUCUCCGCUCAGCCAACGGCAAUUCAUACAACGAACAGAUUUGGGCGGCCAAUAGCCCCAGAACUGAAACGCACGAGGGCGAGUGUGGAACUACUACGCAACUCGUCCGAUAUUCCCAACUGGAUGAUCCCUUCAUUGCUGUACUCCCAAAUGACUUCAAUACUGGUUUGGUUCGUCAGCGGACUCAACGCCUUAAUAGUAGCACCCAUGCCACCUUUCUCUCUCAAGAAGAGCCUUUCAUAAACUGCAAGGCUGGUAGAAGCUUUCAAAAGCAAUACAAUGGCAUUGGAUGGGCUGUUGCGGUCUGUGCGCCAGUUUUAUGGGAUGAUAAUCGGUGGCAAUCGCCGUGGAACAGAAGGCAACUGCGGCAGGAUAUCUCAGAAGAACUGUACCUCCACUUCAACUUCUCAAAUCCCAAUGAAAGAGACAAACUACUAAAGUCACCGCGACAUAGUACCUUGCUGAAAAUCACAGCAAAUACCACGGCCGGUUGGUUCGAGCUUCCGAACUACAGGAAUGCAAACAAGCCCGGCCCUCUUGAAGGCAAAUACUUAUCAUCUCCAGUUAAGAACCUGGCUGACGUUAAAUACUACCAGACUGAUGAUUCCCUUGAGAAGCUAGUGGCUCCUGGCCCACUUCUCGCAAUGACAUACGCGAUAUUUGGUGCAAGAGACUCAUUUAUGUCCAUCUGUGCCACUGCGCUAAAUAGCGACGUCUUAAGCAGUGAUGCUUCACUACAAGAUGUACAAUUCUGUUCCAACGCGCCUCUCCUGGCUUUUCUCGACUCCAAAUCUGGCCAGAUAUGCAUCGGUAGUGACCAGUCGCCACGAGCGUAUCAUGAUAUUUUUGGUGACUAUAAUGCGAUGAACACUCCAUACGGUCGGAAUUGGGAAGCUCUCACAUAUUGGUUGGUCUCGAUGGGAUCCUUUCAAACCGAUACUAAGAGGAUCAGCGACGCAUUCGAAACGGGACUCGCACUCGUGAAUACAGCCUGGGCAGAAGUAGCUGGAUCCAUCCCUGUUGGCUCAAUUGAUGACUACGGUGUUAUGUUCGAUCUAGGCGCGGAUACCUUGGUCCCUAAGAUCUCACAAGCAAGUAUCAUAGCGAUCUCCAUACUCCAUUCUGUGUACCUCAUCUCCCUGCUAUGCGUUGCGAGCUACGCAGCCUUUUACCCAAAAUGGACCAGUUCCAUGAACGGAUUUGCGAUGAUGAGAAUCGGAGCUGCAGUUGCGGAUAGGAUGCCCUUAUUGAUCACUUAUAAGGAGGAUGAGAUCCAUGCUCUUGAUAAAAUACCAGGCUGGAUUGGAGGUACAAGUCUGAAUGGCUCCUGCGAGGAACACGAUUCAGGAAAGAACUCCGAUCAAGUUGCAAAACUGGAGUUAGGGUCACCAUGUAGACUUCGAGGAAAGCAAAAGUAUGCCUGUUACGAGGCUGAUCAAAUUACGGAAAAAAAGCGUCAAGGAGGGAGCGAUAGAUACGAGAAAGCUCGCGGGCCGCGCGCACCGAUAUAA